Molecule: messenger RNA, 3997 nt
Organism: Boleophthalmus pectinirostris (great blue-spotted mudskipper)
Lineage: Eukaryota; Metazoa; Chordata; Actinopteri; Gobiiformes; Gobiidae
Product: muscleblind-like protein 1
Exons: 6
Coding region: 613-978 (121 amino acids)
Source: RefSeq, a predicted model, not a curated record
AUCGGCUCACAGUGCAUCAGACUUCACAAUUGGCCUCACUCUGAAAUAAAUUACAAAAGCUAGAUUUUGUUUGAAAUUCACAAUUUUACUUUUGCUGGCCAUUUUGACUCUGAGAGUGAAUUAUCACUUAAACAUGGCUUACACAGUUUAUCAUGGAGCUAGCAGUGCAGCAUCCCUCUCUCUGUGCUUCCUACUUGUUCCACCUCUUGUUAUUGUAGCAGCUUCAUUUAUUUUAGCAUAUUUAAUGCUUGCAUAUUGCAUUAAGUCAGUCCUAGGAAACCAAAAUAAUGAACAAAAAUGAGCCCCAGAUUAGACCUGUUACAAUAGAAGUGCUUGUUAAUGGCCCCUAGCUCCAGUAGGCACCAUGCUCCUGCUUGUGUAGUAUUGUGUCAGACUGCUGCUUGCUUGCUACUGAUGAGAUGAUGAUUUUGUUGUACACACAAAGAUAUGGUGAACAUGUUAAUAUGAUGUGUCUAACGUAUUUACUCUUUUUGUUUUCUUUCUUGUUUUGCCUCUUCCCAACACACCUCUCUCUCUGACCACGCACCUCUUCCUCUGUCUUGUUGAUAUCCCUCUGUCUAUGCGGCUGGGCAGGGCAUCGCCCCUAGUGUCAUGGCUCCCCUGCCAAAGCGGGCUGCCCUGGAGAAGGCCAACGGGGCCUCUGCUAUGUUUAACACAGGCAUGCUCCAGUACCAACAGGCCCUCGCCAGCAUGCAGUUUCAGCAGCAGGCUGCUUUCCUCCCAUCAGGCUCAAUAUUGUGCAUGACACCCGCAGCCAGUGUUGUUCCCAUGAUGCACGGUGGUACUCCGGCCACUGUGUCUGCAGCCACCACAUCUGCCACAAGCGUUCCCUUCGCAACUGCCUCCACCAAUCAGGACUCUUCCUUAACAAAGUUGACUACCAACGAAUACAUGCAAUUGAUUCCAAUAAUAUCUGCAGAUCAUCUGAGUAGUCACAAGUACUUGACUCAAAUGUAGUUCCUCUAAAGAACAAUCAAAUGAAUGUGGGCUGGCACCGUCCAAGCCAAACAAAUUCAGCCUUUAUGUACAUAUUCAGAAUGUCAAACAAUGGGACAGGAGGGUCUGCCAUCUCCAAACCAGCCCAUGACGAUGGUCUCAUCACACGAGUCAACAUCCCGAGAGCAACACUUGAUCUGUGCCAUCCGCCCACUUAGAGAGGAGUGUCAAAUGUAGUGUCCAGCAAAGAAAGAAGGAGGUCUGGAGCCUCAGUCACUGUGUCUCAGAGUGAGAACGGCCCAUGUUACACCUCUGUGUUUGAAUUAUUCUCGUUUCUGCACGCGCAGGUCAUUAAUGUGGCUGCAUAGCACCACAUUGCUGGUACGUUAGUAGACCAAUUUUUUUUCCCUUUUAUAUUUGUUCUUUUUUUUGAAUAGCCAUAUUUCAGAGUUUGCAAAUGAAAUGUAAACAUGCACCUUGAAUUAGAAUUCUAAACAAUAAUAGGCACAAUAAUUUAACAGGAAUUUAAUUUGCCAAAAUAAUUGUACAGUAUUGUAAUUUUAUGGCUAGUGAAACUAGAUGUUGAAAUGAGGGUCUUGGACAUAUGAAUGUUCUGGGUAAACCAACAUACCUGUGUACCUUGAAGCACAGCCAGGCUUUUCUUAACUUGUGGUGUGCCAUCAAGGCCAUACAGCUAACCCCGAGUGUUAUCUCACCAGUGUUAUUUGUUUACCGAAGGUAAAGUUUUGUAUGGCUUUUGUAUUAUUUUGGUUUUAUUAUGUCCUUUUAUGUAAUUUUUUUUUUUAACCUUCCUCUGGUUUCAUCUAAUCAGUUUUAGAAGUUUUAAGGUUUAAUGUCAUUGAUGUUUUCUUGUUUUUAUUAAUAACUAGAGGGUGUUUUGUUUAUAGAGAGAAGUCCAUCGACUCUAAAAGUGGAGGGUGUAACUUUAGUUGUAUUACAGUGCCCCCUCUUCUGAAGAGGACUUUUCCAACUGUGUCUGAGUGCAGCACUGUUGAGCCAUGUGUUGAUGGAAAAAGAACUUUAUAUUAGGUCAUCUUCACCACAUGUGCACUUGAUGAAUGUUUAUGUGGAUUCCCUUUUCAACACCGCUCCACCUGAGCUUGUCUGGGGAAUCAAGGCCAUUGCCUUGUUUUUCCAUGAAAGUUCUUAAUCACAAAGGCUCUAGAUCUGAGUUUAGAUACCAAAGCACAGUUUUCUUGUCACAUUUGAUAGACAUUACACAAUUUAAAUGCAUUCAUUGCUCCUUCAAUUCUUAGUUGAUGAUCACUUGCCUUUCUCGUGUUCACAGAGGUGUGUAGUGUGUCUUUACAGAUUGUAAUGUACCUAACAAAGCCUUAGAUUACUGUUUAUGGGCCUCAGCCCACUCCAAUGUAAUUUUUAUCAUAUGCAGGUUAAAUACACCAAUGAUGUUUUAUAGUUUCCUCACACAUAGCUUAUAAUUUGUUUUUCUCUUUGUGUAAAAGUAACAAUUACUCUUAAAUCUGUGUUAUGUACUACUUAAGGAUUUGAAUAUUUGAGGUAUCUAGUUAUAGAUUGUUUCUUUUUGCCUUACUAUAUAUUACUUGACAACAUUGAUAUAGCCGUUGUAGAUUUUAAGGUAGUUUGACAUUCAUAACUUUUUUCAUAUACAAUAUAGAUUAUAAUCUGUUGACUUCAUUCAUAUAGCUGGAUGUCUUUUCAGUUGAUGUUACAUAGUCAUUGUCAGAGAAUGUUUGCUGAAGAAAGACAUUUUUGGAUGCAAAGAAAGAUAUGUUUUUAUCAGUGUAGACAAACUAUGUUGAAAUCAUUUUUGGUUUUCCAUGUAACAUGUUUGAAAAUGUAUUGGAAAAUAGAUUAUCCAUGUUUUAGGGUAAAACUUCUUUUUUACUGUAUCCAUUUCAAAAAGAUGUGUAUAAGAUAAUGUUUGUUUUAAAUAUUUCUUAAGUUUGCCCUGAAUGUCAGGCCAAAAUGAGCAGUGAGAUAGACGGGUGUUUGGAUGUUUGUGGAUGGUGAGAUUAGGAGAGAGAACGACUUUUCCAAUGUGGUCAAGUCCGACAUGCUGCAGACGAUGAGUUCUAACCUAAGGGAAGAAGGUUGACUUUUUGCACUUCUGUAUAUAGUCAAAUGAACAGAGAAAAUGUGUAUCAUAUUGAGAUAUUAUUUUGAAUAAAAAAGAGCUAUAAUUAUAAGGAAUUUUGUUAGAUUAAUUUAAAUUCUUAAAUUAGAAGACCAGCUAAAAUUGCUUGCAAAGAAGGGCACUAGUUUCUUGGCCAAUGCAUUCAGAGAAAGCUAUGCGCUUUUUGUCUUAUUUUAUCUGCAUCUGUUAUUGCCAGGGAAUGUUAUAUGGGAUUAUGCCCAUGUCAUGCUAACUUCACCCUUGUAGGAUGACAUAUCCACUGAUGUCCAGUCUCAAAACCUGCAUACUUGCGUAGUUUGAUUUUAUUGCAUGUAAUAUACACACAUUUACAAAAAGCUACUCAAAUAUGUAAGGAAGAAAUACAUGUCAAGAAUACACAAUACAGUAUGUAACAUCCACAUUAAUGGGGAAUUUUGUUUGAAAACAAGUCGUUUUCAAUGAGAAAAGGCUACUUAAACAUUGAGAAUAAAGACUGGCAUUCGUCCACCACAUUCGGCACAGUAGACGUUGUUUCUUCUGACACCGCUGUGCACUCAGCAGGCAAGGUCACCACCACACCAAAAAUAUUUGGCCAAUUAGUUGUUCAAAUGAAUGUAACAGUAACUGAUGUCUGCGUGACUUGAAGCUGCUGUGUUGAUGCUAGAACCAAAGCACCAUUUUGUCCAAACCAGAUAUUUAAGGUUCUCCUCCCUGCUGGGGGCACAUGGCCAUGCUUUGUUAACCGCUUCUUCCUUGUAAGUGCAACCACCAGUUAUAAGUAUUUGCCACAAAUGCCACACAAUAAUGUAUAACUAUUCUGUCUUCAGAUUUGUUUAAUGCACAUUUUAUUGUUGCCAUAUCUCUGACUCUUGCUGUAUGGAUGAAAAAAUCUGAAUAAAACUAUAUUUCAUUUGCUUAUGCAAA